Lasiodiplodia theobromae is the source of this 690-nucleotide messenger RNA. Its product is annotated as Pantothenate transporter. The coding region runs from base 1 to 690 and encodes 229 amino acids. Lineage: Eukaryota; Fungi; Ascomycota; Dothideomycetes; Botryosphaeriales; Botryosphaeriaceae. The record is from RefSeq and is a predicted model, not a curated record. The transcript has a single exon.
AUGUCUAUCGGUGAGAAUGUCGCGAAAUCCGGCACCACUGUGACAAUUGGAGAGACUUCCUACUCGGUUGACCUCACAAAAGUUCCAUACCUCGAAUCGUACUUGAGAUUCCAGAGCAACGCCGGCCAGAGCACGGUGCAUUCGGACAUCCCACUGUUCGCGGUUGCAUACGAUGGACUCGAAAAUGGCUAUCGUCAAUAUUUUCGCAAGCUUCCUGAUCAGCUCGACCAAUACCACACUCUUUGCGAGACUCUCGAUAUCCUUUGUGCCGACGUUCUACAGCAGCAAACGGUCAAGGGACUCUUUGAAGAUCUUAGAGAAGGAAAAGGGAGCUACGAGUGUGAGUACAAGCGUUCGGUCUUUGUGAAGGGCGACAAGAAAAAGGCACGCGAUGCAGCUUUCAAGCUUUUGUACUUGAUUCUACGUGCAGACUUCGAAUCAGACGUCAAAGAUAGCCAGCUCGUCUACAAUGCUGUUUUGUUUGUAGUUUCCCAUCGUGGAAUCUUCAAAUACCGCAUUCGGAAAAUGGUCCGGGCAGCAUAUGAGGAGCGCUUCAUUAUCUCUACCAAACAAAUGGCCAGCCUGAACCAAUGGCCUAUAUGGGAACCAGGAAAGGGUGGGCAAGCAUCAGAAGAUGAGGCGACUACCGAGUCAUCUUCCGAAUUCGAUGAUUGGGACAGUGAUUAUUAA